CGCGCCCGGAUACAGCGGAUAAACCGUGGGAUUUACCAUCCAGGAAAGCCGAGAAAGUCCACUCUGAAGGAACGGUACGGUAGGGCGGACUAAGGAUUGUUUGGGGGCCGCCGGUACUCGCUUGGAUUCAGCGGAUAAACUGACAGCGAAGUGUUGGCUUGGCCGUGUGUCCCAGACCGUGCUUCCCUCCUCUGCUAUCACCCAGGUCCCCCCACCCCGCUCACACUCUCGGUUCCAGGGGUGUGGAGACAGGGGGCCGGGGUUGAAAAAAAAAAAAACGUGGAAGGGGAAACAGAGCAUUAAUUCCCUACUUGGCUUUGACUUUUUUUUUUCUCUCGCCCUUUUGGGUUUCCUCUGGGCGCUACAGGAGUUGUGAACCACGCUGUGCGAAUGAGUGUCUGAUGCCAACUUCGCUUCUUCAGGGCAGAAUGGGUGUGUGUCCCCUGCUCCUGCUGCUCGGUCUAGCCCUUGGGGCCUCAGCCCAGGAUCAUGUCCCCGUGACAAGUCCUCCAAAUAUCACUGCCAAACCCACAGACCCCCCUGCAGCGCCCUUCCUCAAUGUCACAGCCGCAAACACGCAAGCCCCCACAGUCCCACCCACAAAGCCCGCAGCCAUCCCGGGGGUGACGACAACAACAACAACAACAACCACCACCAACACCACCACCCCCCCAAGCCCACCUGGUGCUGAAGACGUACAACCGGUGGGUCCAAAUAGCACCGUGAGGCUGGUACCACCUCCGCCACCUCCAGCUCCAACUGAUGCCCCUCAGGUACCACUGAGCACCACGCCUCCACCACCUUUCACCAAGACGGAAAAUGGGAACAGUACCACAACUCCGUUUCCGGACACUCCAGACACCAGUACUGAUCCGGAGUACCAUUUGGAGGAAUCGGAGACCACCACAGCAUUCACCACCGACAGGAGCCCACAAGACAACGGCCAUUCUGAUGACAUGCCAGUCAUAGCAGUGAUGGUGGCCCUGUCCUCCUUGCUGGUCAUCAUCUUCAUCAUCAUCAUCCUCUACAUGCUCAGGUUUAAAAAGUACAAGCAGGCGGGAAGCCAUUCAAACUCCUUCAGAUUGACCAAUGGCAGAUCGGAUGAUACAGAGCUCCAGAGCGUGCCACUAUUGGCCCGUGCGCCCAGCACAAACAGGAAGUACCCGCCCCUUCCCGUCGACAAGCUGGAGGAAGAGAUGAAUCGUCGCAUGGCUGAUGACAACAAGCUCUUCAGGGAGGAGUUUAAUGCUCUGCCGGUUUGCCCCAUCCAGGCAUCGUGUGACGCUGCUUCCAAGGAAGAGAAUAAAGAAAAGAACCGAUACGUCAACAUCCUGCCAUAUGAUCACUCCAGGGUGCAUCUCUCAUCUCUGGAGGGAGUCCCCGACUCUGACUUCAUCAAUGCCUCCUUUAUAAAUGGUUACCAAGAGAAGAAUAAGUUUAUUGCAGCUCAAGGGCCAAAGGAGGAAACAGUAAAUGACUACUGGCGGAUGAUCUGGGAGCAGAACACAGCCACCAUUGUCAUGGUGACCAAUCUUAAGGAGAGAAAGGAGUGCAAGUGUGCCCAGUACUGGCCGGACCAGGGCUGUUGGACAUACGGGAACAUCCGCGUCUCUGUGGAAGACACAAUGGUUCUAGUGGACUACACCAUCCGCAAGUUCUGUAUCCAACAGGUGGGAGAUGUGUCUGGGAAGAAGCCUCAGAGACUUGUGACCCAGUUCCACUUCACCAGCUGGCCAGACUUCGGGGUACCCUUCACCCCCAUUGGCAUGCUUAAGUUCCUCAAGAAAGUCAAGACCUGCAACCCCCAGUAUGCAGGGCCCAUCGUGGUUCACUGCAGUGCGGGAGUGGGAAGGACAGGUACCUUCAUUGUGAUCGACGCCAUGUUGGACAUGAUGAACUCUGAGAGAAAGGUGGAUGUGUUCGGCUUCGUCACCAGGAUCAGAGCUCAGCGCUGUCAGAUGGUCCAGACCGAUAUGCAGUACGUGUUCAUAUUCCAGGCGUUGUUAGAGCACUACCUGUACGGAGACACAGAGCUGGAGGUGACCUCUCUGGAGUCCCACCUGGCCAAACUCUACGCCCCCUCACCUGGAGCUGGCUGCAGUGGUCUGGAGGCUGAAUUCAAGAAAUUGACAUCCAUCAAGAUCCAGAAUGACAAGAUGAGAACAGGCAACCUGCCCGCCAACAUGAAGAAGAACAGAGUCCUGCAGAUCAUUCCAUAUGAGUUCAACAGAGUCAUCAUUCCAGUCAAGCGAGGAGAGGAGAACACCGACUACGUCAAUGCCUCUUUCAUUGAUGGCUACCGUCAGAAGGACUCGUACAUGGCCAGCCAGGGUCCCCUGCAGCACACCAUAGAGGACUUCUGGAGGAUGAUCUGGGAGUGGAGAAGCUGCUCUAUAGUUAUGCUCACUGAGCUGGAGGAGAGAGGACAGGAAAAGUGCGCCCAGUAUUGGCCCAGUGAUGGAGUGGUGGUCCACGGGGACAUCUCCAUCGAGAUUAAAAGGGAGGAGGAGAGUGAAAGCUACACAGUGCGUGACCUCCUGGUCACCAACAACAGGGAGAACAAGGCUCGAGCAGUGCGUCAGUUCCAUUUUCAUGGUUGGCCAGAGGUAGGCAUCCCCACUGACGGUAAAGGCAUGAUCAACAUAAUCGCUGCAGUGCAGAAACAGCAGCAGCAAUCUGGCAACCACCCCAUCACUGUACACUGCAGUGCUGGUGCUGGCCGGACAGGGACUUUUUGCGCGUUGAGCACAGUCCUGGAGAGGGUGAAGGCAGAAGGCAUCCUGGAUGUUUUCCAGACAGUCAAGAGCCUCAGACUGCAGAGACCCCACAUGGUGCAGACACUGGAGCAGUACGAGUUCUGCUACAAAGUGGUCCAGGAGUAUAUCGAUGCCUUUUCUGACUACGCCAACUUCAAGUAGGGACCUGCCAUGGAUGGUUGUCCGCAUACACUUCAUACAAGCAUAUGCACACACCGGAACACACAAAUACACACACACAUACCACGCAGAAAACUGCAUAUUCCCAUCUGAUGGAUUUAAAAAAAUAUAAGAAAAGACUCAUCACAACUUGAUCUGUGGAUGGGAUGAACUGCCCGGAGGAAAAGGGAACAGAGGUCUCAGCCCAGAGGACAGGGCAGUGCAGUUGGACAGAGAAAUUAACUGAGAUGCCUUCUUAAAUAUUUUGUAAUAUUGGUCUUGUUAAUACAGCCCUUCAACCCUAUUUGCCCUCCUCCCCCCAUCCCCCCAUAUGUAUAUAUAUACUUACUGUGUUGCAUCUUAUUACUUUGGUUUCAGACACAGUUUUGAGUUUGGCUGCAUUUUCGGGUGGCACCUGUAAUGUAUUUUAUUGGUAUAUAUAUAUAAAUAUAUAAAUAUA
This is a messenger RNA of Scomber japonicus (chub mackerel), 3375 nucleotides long. It is a transcript of the gene ptpra, whose product is annotated as protein tyrosine phosphatase receptor type A. The record is from RefSeq and is a predicted model, not a curated record. Bases 402 to 2918 code for a protein of 838 amino acids. NCBI's taxonomy places the organism in Eukaryota, Metazoa, Chordata, Actinopteri, Scombriformes, Scombridae. Gene Ontology annotation, molecular function: protein tyrosine phosphatase activity. The transcript is spliced from 22 exons. Gene Ontology annotation, biological process: protein dephosphorylation.